Messenger RNA from Hippocampus comes (tiger tail seahorse), 2384 nucleotides. RefSeq names its product gastrula zinc finger protein XlCGF57.1-like. Gene Ontology annotation, molecular function: RNA polymerase II transcription regulatory region sequence-specific DNA binding; DNA-binding transcription factor activity, RNA polymerase II-specific. Lineage: Eukaryota; Metazoa; Chordata; Actinopteri; Syngnathiformes; Syngnathidae. The record is from RefSeq and is a predicted model, not a curated record. The transcript has 2 exons. Gene Ontology annotation, cellular component: nucleus. Gene Ontology annotation, biological process: regulation of transcription by RNA polymerase II. Bases 332 to 1930 code for a protein of 532 amino acids.
UUGUUGCGCAUGCGUAGAAAAGAUUGUGCUUUGACACGCCGAACAUGUUAAUUUUACGUAUCAGAUACUUUUCCUGCACACGCUUCACAAAUGCUUAUUAUUAUACUACGAACAGAAUUCUCCACAUAGUCCGCCCGCCACUACUUCACUGGACUAAUAUAACAUUCUAUAAAUCCUCGUUUUUGGUCAAAUUCGUCUCUGUGCACUUCCAAGCAUAUCGGCCUCGUUUAGCUUAGCCUAGAGUGCUAGCCGAUACGAACGACUCGUUUGUGAGCCACACGUCGCUAAACGAAGAUCAAGUGUGAGCGUAAGGUGUUGUGAUCUUGUGAAAAUGUGUGCAAGAAGGACAGCAGAGUACGAGGAGGAACUUUGUGCAUCCAAAAAGGACAACGAUCGACUAUGUCAUCAACAACUGGAUGGUGUUUUCAAGAAGCCUCAAGUCGGGUCACACACGGCAGAUGUCAAUGAAGAUAUCUAUCCGUCUUCGUCAGACCUGCGAUCCGAGUUCCCACAGAUUAAAGAGGAAGUGAAGGAUAAAGAGCCCUCCCAAAUCAAAGAGGAGGGGGAAGAGUUCCUUUACAUUAAAGAGGAAGAGCAAGAGAACAUCAUCAAGGUUCUAUUGACUGAUGUCCCUUUGAUGGGUGAAGAUGACGAUGAAAGUCAAAGCGAGGAGAGCAGAGGCUCGGAGCCUUCAAGCAGCAGCAGCACCUUGAGUCAACACAUGACAACAGAAACUGAUGGAGACCACUGUGGACGAUCACAAGCAGGUGGACUCAUAGCGCCACUAUCAGAUAGCGAUGAUGCAACACCACACUCUCAUGAUGAGGAGGAGGAAGAUGGUGAUGACAAUACUAAUGAUUAUGAUGAUGAAGAAGAGUCUGAAGAUGAUACAAAAUGGCACAGUGCCAAGAAACGCUGGAAGUGUUCUCAGUGUGGGAAAACAUUUGGUUUUAAGAGCCGUUUAAAAAGUCAUAUGAUUAGCCACACUGGCGUGAAACCUUUUCCCUGCUCAGUUUGUGGUCAGAGAUUCUCUGAAAAAGGAAACCUAAGGAGGCACACGAGAACACACACUGGGGAAAAGCCUUUUGCCUGCUCAGUUUGUGGUCAAAGAUUCACUCAGAAGGGACCCUUAGUAUAUCACACAAGAACUCACACUGGGGAGAAACCUUUUUCAUGCUCAUUAUGUGGCCAAAGAUUCUCACAUAAGGGAUACUUAAAAAGUCACUUGAGAACCCACACCGGAGAGAAACCUUUUGUCUGCUCAAUAUGUGGUCUAAGUUUCUCUGAAAAUGGUACUUUGACAAAACACACAAAAACACAUACUGGAGAAAAACCAUUUGCAUGCUCAGUUUGCGGUCAAAGAUUCUCUCAUAAGGGAAACCUAAUAAGUCACACCGCAACCCACACUGGAGAGAAACCUUUUGUCUGCUCAAUAUGUGGUCAAAGAUUCUCUCGUCGACAUGCGUUGACAACACACACAAGAACACACACCGGAGAGAAACCUUUUGCCUGUUCAGUUUGUGGUCAGAGAUUUUCUCGUAGACACGUUUUGACAUCACAUGUAAGAACACACACUGGGGAGAAACCUUUUGAUUGCUCAGUGUGUGGUCAGAAAUUCUCUAAAAAGGCAUCCUUAAGAAGUCAUUCAAGAACACACACCGGUGAGAAGCCAUUUGCUUGCUCAGUUUGUGGCCUGCGAUUCUCUCAGAAGGGAACCUUAACAAGUCACACAAGGACGCACACUGGUGAAAAACCUUUUCCCUGCUCAGUUUGUGGGCAAAGGUUCUCUCAGAAGGGAACCUUAACAAGUCACACACGAAUCCACACGGGUGAGAAACCUUUUGCCUGCUUAGAUUGUGGUGAAAGAUUCUAUCAAAAGGGCAAAAUUAAGAGACACAAAUGUGUUGGUAACUGUAGAAGUGAUCAGUGAAAGUAGUACAUCCCGACAGUAUAUCUUAGGUCUUUGAAUUGUUUGCCAUGAAAUUGUUCUGGUUGUCCUGCAAGACGCUUCACAUUUGUAAAUUCCAUCUCCCUUCUUGCGUUUUGUAUAUCUUCUUGCAUUUUACAUACCUUCUCAAAAGUCUUCUGUGGACAAAUGUUUAGAUUUACGACUCAUGACAAAACCCUUAGUAUUGCAUCUUUGUCCAGUGAUUUUGUGCUAAGCAUAUCAAAUAAGGAAAUGAGUGAUAGAAAUAGACUCAGAAUAAACUUUGACUUCUGAUUUUGAGAUGGAAAAGUGUAAAUAUGAUCCUGAAUAAAAUACAACUCUUCAAAAAAAUGAGCUACUCAGUUUUUCAGGUUGGAUUCAUGAAUUAUGCUUCAAUCGAUUCCACACUGUUCAACAAUGUGAUAGUAAGAAAAAAAACUUAAUUCAAGGUCAAGUU